Prorocentrum cordatum is the source of this 1020-nucleotide messenger RNA. The record is from the annotation of a GenBank genome assembly. NCBI's taxonomy places the organism in Eukaryota, Dinophyceae, Prorocentrales, Prorocentraceae.
CGACGACGACGCAGUGUCCUCAUGGGCGUCGCCCCUGCUCGUCCGAUGCCGUCUGGGCUCGAGUCCCCCUCGGCGCUCGGGAUCCCCCCGCUCUUCGGCUGCAGCUCAUAACCUUGCCAGCGUCCGCCCGCGGCGCCCCCAGGGGAAGCUCUCUCGCGGCCGAUGGCGCGGACUUACGCCGAACCCCGCCUGGCGCCCCUCGACAGCACCUUCCAGGUCUGGGGCGAGCCGCCCCGCGCCCGCAAGCGCAGCCACAGCCACUCGGGGUACGCGCCCCACCACCUCAGGCCGACGAUCGACGACCUCGAGGAGCGGCGGGCGGCGUACGCCUCCGCCACCUCGGACGGCGGCUCGACCUCCGCGCACGGCAGCAGCGCCUCGGAGGCCCCGAGCAGCCGAAGGAGGCACGACGAGCAGGCGGGCGGCCUCGACGAGGAGAGUGCGCCGGAGCUGUGGCCGGACACCGACGAAGACGACGAGGCGUUCGAGUGGACGCCCUGCGGCAGCCGCAGGGCUGCCGCGGUCCCGCUCCCUGUCGGCGCAGGGGCCUGGGCGGAAGGCGCGGCCUGCCUCGCGCUCGUGGCGCCGCCGCAGGUCUUCGCCGUGGCUCCGGCCAGCAGGGCCGCCUGCUCCCCGGCGGUGGCCGCAGCCCUGCGCGCGCCGCCAGCAGUUCCGCCGGCCCCCGUGCACUGGCGCGGCCACGCCGGGGCAGCGCCACCGGGCGCCCUCGGGCUGCCAGUGCUGGCGCAGGCCGAGCUGCGGGCGCCCGCGCCCCGCGUGCCACUGGUGCUCCAGCCGGUGGCCGCCGUGGCGUUCGGCGGCCAGUGUGCACCGGUAAACCGCACCGUGCUGGCCUGCGCCGCGGCCACCACGCCGUGCGGCGCCGACAGCCUGGAGUCCGCCAUGCGGGCUGCCGAGUCGGCGUUGGCGGCCCUCGAGGUGGAAGAGGCUCAGCAUCGUCAGACGUCUGGCCCAUCCCCAUCCCCGCCUGGGUCAUGGUAUCUCAGCCCCAUCAGCGAC